CGUUCCAAGAUGGCGGCCUCCGUGUGGAAGCGCUGUGUGACUGCGGCUGUCAAAGUUAAAUGUUUUUCACAAUCUUUCACUGUGAGAAGAUGCCUGCUGUCUGCAGCUUACACAGACACCAAAGUGUGGGAGGCCAGAGAGAAGGAUCCUCAGAACUUGGCUGCACUGGCCAAUGUUAUGGACAGGACAUACGGCCGAAAUCUCCCUGUCAGCUCUUUGACAGUGUCACGGUUUGUCGACAACAUCUCUUCUACAGAGGAAGUUGAUCAAGCAGAAUAUUACUUGUACAAAUUUCGUCAUAGUCCAAACUGUUGGUACUUGAGAGACUGGACCAUUCACAGCUGGAUCCGGCAAUGUUUGAAAUACAACCGAAGGGAGAAGGCCCUGCACACGUUACAAAACAAGGUCCAGUAUGGCAUAUUCCCAGACGGCUUCACAUUCAAUCUGCUAAUCGACUCAUACAUUAAAGACGAGGACUAUAAAAGUGCGUGUGCUGUGGUGGAAGAGGUGAUGCUUCAGGAGGCGUUUGAUCUCCCCUCUACGCAGAUUCUGUCUUUUUACGCUUUGGGACGUUAUCUAGCAACUAAACCGGAACUUACGGUGUCUGAGGAACGGGCACUGGGAGCUUCUUUCCUCCUCUGUGGCCUCACAAAUAACAGCACCAUAGGCCUCAGUGCUCAGUUCAUUGGACACACCCUCCUCGGUAAAGUGGAGAUGCAGAAUGGGAUCCACGCUGUGUUUAAAGGCAUGCCUCUGCACUGGGGCCAUGGAUACGUGGACAGAGCUCUGGCCGUGAUGGAGAGGGUGGCUGCAGAGACCGGAGAUGUCACAUUGACGAAAGACGCAUUGGAUCUGAUGGGUGGUGUGCUCGAUGACUUGUCCUCUGAGUCCGAGUCCUCUGGAGAAGACACUGAGGAAGAGGAUGAGAAAAAACAGGAUGCAGUCGAUGAAGACGAUGAAGCUGAACGUGCAAAGUUACCUCAAUAUGUCGCCAGGUUCAAGGAGCUGAGGAGCCAGUUGGAGUCCUCGGGUAAAGUUGAAGCUGCCUCUUUUCAGACUCUGGUGAACGCUUUGGCCGAAAAGGAGCUGUCUACGACGGAGGGGCCCGACCUGGAGCGAUACAAGGAGCAGGUGCAGGGCUGGGAGGCAGAGAGGGCACAGCUCAUCCAGAGAGAGAAAGAGAUGAGAGAGAGAGCAGAGGAGGAGAAGAAGGCUCGAUUAGCUGCCUCUGCCUCUGCUCAAUAAACAUGAACUCAAAGCACUGAACCACAAAAACAUACAAACAUAUUUGAAGAGUUAAUUUGCAAAACUGAUAACUGUUUAAUUUAAAGCCACACAACGUUUUGUCAAAAAAUUACUAAAAUAAAGGUAGACUUCCUGUUUGUUUUCAUGGAAGUGUUGUUUUUUGGCAGUAAUAUUCCACAGUAUGGCAUAAAACUUCUCUAUCUCCACCUCCAGAAAGUUGUAUACUAUCACUUUAAAGGGCCCGUAUUACGCUAUUUAUAAUCUAUGUUUUAUGUUGUUUCACAAACAUACCUGGAGAAGUGCUUUGUUUCAUUCACAAUUCCUGCAUAUUUAGACUGACCUCUUCUCUCAAACAAAAAACACUCCUUAUUAUGUCAAGUGAUAAUACAGGAAGUGCCCCACAGCCUUGAAAUAGCCAAUCUCUACUGAACAAAGGUAAAAAGUUAACUUGAAAAUUACCACUACAUGACAUCAUAAGGUGGAACAGAGUAUUUUGAGCUUUGCAGUAUUAUUCAGACAUGUGUGAAUAAAACAAAACACAACUCCAGGUAUGUUUUUGAUGAGGUAACAACUUUAUAGCAUGGCUUAAAGCUCACAUGAGUAAAUUUUGUGUAAUAUAGGACCUUUAAGUUAACUAAACUAUCCGUGAAUUGUCAUCUCGCAGCUGAUAUAGAAGUAUUGGUGCAAGCCCUGGUGUUAGUACACAAAUGUGUCCGUUUAAUACUGCUACGACAAAAGUAAAUCUCACCUAAUCUUUUUUAAUGACAUCUGUUUUUGCAAAUAAACUCUUCCUUUCCUGUCAUGUCUUCAUUAUAUAUCGCAUACUAAGAGUGUUGUGUUCUUUUUUAAUAAAUACUGAAAUGCA
This is a messenger RNA of Boleophthalmus pectinirostris (great blue-spotted mudskipper), 2110 nucleotides long. It is a transcript of the gene mrps27, whose product is annotated as mitochondrial ribosomal protein S27. Gene Ontology annotation, cellular component: mitochondrion. Gene Ontology annotation, molecular function: protein binding. The record is from RefSeq and is a predicted model, not a curated record. The transcript is spliced from 11 exons. Bases 10 to 1245 code for a protein of 411 amino acids. Lineage: Eukaryota; Metazoa; Chordata; Actinopteri; Gobiiformes; Gobiidae.